Molecule: messenger RNA, 2349 nt
Organism: Penicillium paradoxum
Lineage: Eukaryota; Fungi; Ascomycota; Eurotiomycetes; Eurotiales; Aspergillaceae
Product: putative C6 finger domain protein
Exons: 3
Coding region: 1-2349 (782 amino acids)
Biological process (GO): regulation of DNA-templated transcription
Molecular function (GO): DNA-binding transcription factor activity, RNA polymerase II-specific; zinc ion binding
Source: RefSeq, a predicted model, not a curated record
AUGUCGGAGCCGACGGACUCGAGCGCCCCGCCUGGCGAAUCCACCAAUCCUGCGACUGACUCGAAUGCGCCAGCUGUUGAGACAGAGCAACCUCCACCCCAGAAUGUGCCACUCCCGGUGGAAACACAUCAACCUUCAGCAGAGGCAAACCAAGAUCCACCGCAACCGACCGAGUCUGCACCAGAACAGCCAGUAGAACUAGCACCGCCAGCACCACCAACAGAACCAACGGAGCUAGCGGCGCCAGAAGAGCCAGCAAGGGCAAUUCCGCCCCCCUCAGAUCCAACACAGGAUGUGGGCACGUAUCAGCCAGAAGAAACCAGCCAGCCAACACAUGCUCCAGACCUGACCUUACCAUCCGUUGAAUCAUCACUCCCAACGAUUGAUUCGUCACUCCCACCUAUGGACACAUCGCAUGCUUUCGAUGAUUCGGACAUGAACUCCUUUGAUGCGUUGCCUUCAAUAGGUUCAUCCGCGGCACCAGAUAUGUCGCUGCCUGCAAUCGAUACAACACUUCCCUCGCUGGACCAUUCCUUGCCAGCGAUUGGGACUGAUGAUAUCCCAACGAUGGAUGGGCAUGACUUUGGCGAUGAUAGUCAUUUAGACCACCACGAUCCAAAUUCCGGUAUGGCAGACUCUACGGGCCAUGGUCACGACACAACACAACACCAUGGGGCCGUGAAUGGUGGAUCUCACUACCAUGCGCAAACAAAUGGUACAUACCAAUAUUCGCACAGUCCUGUACAAUCACAGCCCGGAAGUCAGCAGUCACCACAGACACAUACGCAACACCAGUUCCAAGCACAGCCGCAACAGCACUAUCAGCAAAACGACAUGUAUCACAAUUCUGGUGCUCAAGGCCAGGUGCCACAGGCUCCGAUCGGGUCGCCUCUCCCGAACAAUAUGCCUCCGAUGGCUUCAAUGGGACAAUACAUGGCUGGUUAUCCGUCCAACAUGGGACAAGGGAAUGCGCAAAUGCGGUAUCAACUGCCAGGAGACCCAAAUAAGAUGCUAUCAGGCAAUAGACACAAGAAAGAAGUCAAGCGACGAACAAAAACCGGUUGUUUGACUUGUCGCAAACGAAGAAUCAAGUGCGACGAAGCACAUCCGGUUUGCAGAAACUGCGUGAAAAGCAAACGUGAAUGCUUGGGCUACGAUCCUGUGUUUCGGACUCAAGCCUCCACACCAUCGGCUAUCCAACCAGCUCCUAACCCUCCCCCUUCACUGGUCGUCAAUCCUCAAGGCCCUUCUACCUCAUCAGCACCCUCAUAUCCUUCUUAUCCUUCUGCGCCUCCUGGGUAUAUGCCCGCCUCGUCUCAACCAUUUGCACCUUCUCUCCACUCUGAAUCGCCCUCUGCCUCUACCGACCAGCACGAGCACGGAGCUUCCAUCGACUCCUCUUUGGCAACGAGCAACCAAACAAAUCAUACAGAAAUGCAGAAUACCGGUGCACCACGCCAACAGGGCUCUGAGCCUUCAUACAAAGCCAAGAAUCUCUAUAUCAAUGAUCUCUUCUCUCUGCGAGGGAUUGCCCCUCCUCCUCCCCAUCCAGUCGGUACACUUCCACCCGGUCGACUCGAAGAGAUCCAGGCAGUGUUCCUGGCCACCUAUGCGCCUGCGAUCGAUAAGCUUCUAGAGGUUCGCUGGUAUUCAGAGAGUGCUCUCUCAUUACUCAUGGCCGAUGCGCAGCUUAUGGCCGAUUAUUCAGCCUUGAUCAAUGCGUUCAACGAAUGGAAUCUUCAAGACGGUGAAACCCUUGCUCGCCUAGAGAGUUUCGAGGCCUCAAUAAUCUGGAAAAGCAUGGCGCUGUGUCGCCAGGUACCAGAUGGAGAAACUGGACAACAAGGGCGAGACUGGAAUCUCUGUGUGGCUUGCGCUCGGUUAAACGUGGUGGAGGCAUUGCUGACCUGGAAUCACCUGGACUCAAAUCCCUUGUCACGAGAGCUUGUUAUGGAUGCCGCCAAUCCCCCGAAUACCCCGGAUCAGUUCCAGAGUCGUCAAUUGGAUUUCUGGGAUCAGGUCGGAGAAUUCCUUACACUUUAUGACAACGAAGCAAGCUCAGCCAAGCAAAUUGAUGACACCCUGGGUCGGUGCCGACAAUUACUGGAUACAUAUGAGAAUCGCGACAUCAUUUACUCUAUCUCCGUCGCACGCCACCUAGGACAACGAUGGGCCGACUUCCCCAACAGCCUGCCCAAGGUGGGCUACACUACCGAGAAAGAGGCGGGAACCAAACUGUUCGUCGCACAGAAGUUCCUCGAAGAGGAAGCCGAGGGCAAGGGCACAACACAAAUCUACAAGCGAGUUUGCUGUAUGGCAGUCCGCUCAUGGUGGGUUGCUCGUGGGUAA